Salvia splendens (bonfire salvia) is the source of this 1702-nucleotide messenger RNA. RefSeq names its product pentatricopeptide repeat-containing protein At1g02370, mitochondrial. The coding region runs from base 353 to 1558 and encodes 401 amino acids. NCBI's taxonomy places the organism in Eukaryota, Viridiplantae, Streptophyta, Magnoliopsida, Lamiales, Lamiaceae. The transcript has 2 exons. Gene Ontology annotation, molecular function: protein binding. The record is from RefSeq and is a predicted model, not a curated record. Gene Ontology annotation, cellular component: mitochondrion.
UAUCAGCGAAUGCCCCCUAUUUCCAUCUGAACAGUGAAAAAGCCGAGUAAAACCCACCCUCUCCGAGCAAGUCGACACCCGUAUUCAUUAAAUCAUGGCGAAUCCCAGGUCUCGAGCCUGAGCCGGCGCCGCUGCUUCUGCUUUGGUGCGGAUUUUCUCUGCCAAACCUACAACGCCGCAGCAGGACCUCAGUUUAUUCAAGAGACUGUCUGCUCUGGGGAAUACAGAUGGAGAGGUGGCGCGUGCCAUUGACGAAGAGGGCAGAAUCGUCAAGAAAUCUGAGCUGGAGAACUGUAUCAAGGACUUCCGCAGAUUCAAACGAUACCGCCACAUUCUCGAGGUUGGGGAAUGGAUGGCUCAGAAGUUUGUUCUCAAGCCCAAAGACAAUGCGAUUCAUCUUGCUGCGGUUGCCAAAGUUAAGGGUAUAGCUGCAGCAGAAAAGUACUUCAACGACCUGCCUCCUUCUCGAAGGGUGGAAUGCACUUACGGAUCACUUCUAAAUUGCUAUUGUACUGAGAAGAUGGAUGAUAAAGCAUUAGAUCUCUUCAGGAAAAUGGUUGACCAAAACAUGAUAGAAUCACCUGUGUCUUUUAACCAUCUCAUGAUGAUGCAUAUAAGUUUAAAACAGCCAGAGAAAGCAAUACGCUUGGGGGAAGAACUGAAGAAGGCGAAUAUUGAGCCCAACACGUUUACGUGCAACUUGCUGAUGAGCAGCUAUUCGUAUUUGAAUGAUUUUGAGGGAGUGGAAAGAGUUUUGAAGGAGAUGGACAGGAAGCUAGUUAACUGGACGACAUAUAGUCACUUGGCGAAUAUCUACGUCCAAGCUGGAGAUCAUGAAAAGGCUAGGAUGGCUCUGAAAGUUCUCGAGGAGAUGGGUAACCAUGAACUUGAUGCGUACAAUUUCAUGAUAAGCAUAUAUGCUCGAAUGGGUGAUCUUGAAAAUGUCCAUCGUAUUUGGAAGUCAAUGAAGUCUGCCCAUAAAGUGAUCUGGAACAUGAGCUAUCUGGUCAUGAUCCGGACUCUUGAUAAACUCAAUGACAUCGGUGGGUUGAAGGAAUGCUUUGAGGAGUGGGAGAAAGUUUUCUCCAGUUAUGAUGCUAGGUUGCCCUGUACAGUCCUCGGUGUGUAUCUGAGGCACGACAGGCGUGAAGAAGCUGAGGCAGUUCUACGGGGCAUGCUCGAAAAAUCAGAAGAUAAAUUCUUCUAUACCGCUGAAACAGUGGUGAAUCUCGACCUGAGAAGGCAUGGCGUGAAGCAGGCUAUGAAGCUCAUGGAAAAGGUUACGUCCGAAGCUAUCAACAAUGGGUGGAAACCAAGGCGAGACACCAUAGACAGAUUCUUGGAGUGCUUCAAAUUAGAGAGCGAUGUAGAGGGCGCUGAGGAAUUUUAUGAGUUGAUGAAGAGGAUAAACUGUGUCGACACCCAUUUUUACGAGGCGUUGCUUCAUAUAUAUGCCGGUGCGGGCCAAAAAUUAUGCAAUGUACGUGCAAGGAUCGAGAGGGAUGGAGUUGAAAUAAGCAGUGAGCUUGACAACUUGAUUGCAAGCGUUUCUCUUUAAUGAAAAAUGCUGACAAAUAAACCUCUUACCAUCCAUUCUCAAUUUUGUGUAGGAACUUUUUUGGUUAUACGAUUUUAAUUCUGUAGAAUUAAAGAAUUAUGCAUUCAUUAAGCAAAAAAGAAAUUGGAGUCUUGCGUUUUCAUC